AUGCCCGCCGACACGAUGGAACAAGAUUUUGCCUCAACGUCACUCCUUCCUCCUCCUACUUCAUCAUCGAUAGGAAAAGAUAGCGCCAAGAUCAACGAAGAAUCGCUCGCCAGUUCUCGGACUUCGACAGUGAAGAUGACUGGGGACGAGUGGAAGCCGAGCAGGGAGAUCUGGCUGGUCAUCUUGGGCCAAAGCUGCUGCGUCUUCGUCGUAGCUCUGGAUGCUACCAUUCUUGCGGCUUCACUUCCAACAGUCUCACAUGCUCUCAACGCCGAUGCGGUCAAGUCAUACUGGUUCAUCACUGCCUACCUUCUCGCCAGCGCCGUCAUCCAACCACUUUCUGCAGCCCUUGCAGACGUACUCGGCCGACGACCGACAUUCUUCAGCGCCAUCGUGCUGUUCACCGUCGGCACGAUAAUAUGCUGCACCGCACACCAUUCACCUCAGAUGCUAGUUGGCCGGACGAUCCAGGGUAUCGGUGGAGGUGGCGCACUAUCCGUCAACCUCAUCAUCUUGAGUGAUAUCAUCCCUCUGCGACAGCGAUCGAAGUAUGUCGGGCUCAUCCAGCUCAUCAACUCCCUCGCCACCACCUUCGGACCUCUUGUCGGCGCUGCUCUGAUCAAGACUUCCUGGCGUUGGCUGUUCUACAUCAACUUUCCGUUCUGCGGUAUCGGCAUCGCUGCCAUUCCAUUCUUACUCCGUUACGUCAAGGCCGAAACUACCUUCUACGACCGACUCAGCAUGAUCGACUGGACUGGCUGUACGAUCUUCAUCAUUGGCGCCACUUCCUUCUUGGUAGGCUUAUCCUGGGGAGGCAACCAACACUCCUGGGGCAGUGCUGCUACCCUCGUUCCACUCGUCCUCGGCGCACUUAUCAUGUGCCUAUGUAUAGCGUAUGAAGGCUACGUCGCGAAGACACCGUUUCUGCGACUAUCGGUGUUCGGCAGUCGUUCUGCUAUUGCAUCAUACUUGUGCACGAUUCUGAGCUCGCUGACACUCUUCUCCGAGAUGUACUUUCUCGUCCUCUUCCUCGGAACCGCAAAGCUUUACUCUCCACUCAAGAGCGCGAUCAUCUUCCUCUCAUUCGCAGCAUCGGUCGUGCCAGUCUCCGGCAUCACAGGAGCUCUGAUCACCAAGCUCGGAGGGUAUCGCUGGGCAUUAGUCACCGGCUGGAUCAUCAACACCUUCGGUCUCGGUGCACUCAUGAUUCUCGGACCAGAAUCGUUCAUGCCAGGGCUGGUCUUCCUCUUCAUCCUGGCUGGCAUCGGCCAAGGCAUGUUGUUCAUGGCACACCAAGUCGCUACACAAGCCAGCUCGCCCGUGAAGGAUGUCGCCUACGCAUCAGCAAUGUUCUCAUUCUGCCGAAGCUUUGGCUUCUGCCUGGGCGUGGCUUUAGGCGGUACUGCUUUCCAGAACUUCCUCCGCCACCAUUUGGCACACAACGGCCUUUCUGCGGAGUUAGCCGCAGCUAUCGCGUCGAAUGCCGAAGGUUAUGCGACACUACUGCGCAGUAUGGCGCCUGGUCCGGCGAGACUUGUCAUCGUUGAUGGCUACACAUAUGGCUUUCGCUACUUGUUCGCUACCAUGGCUGGCAUUAGCGCUCUUGGGCUGAUAUUGUGUAUGCUGAUCGAAGACCACGACCUUGACGUUCAGCAUGACUCCAGCCAUAAGCUGCGAAGCAGAGACCCGAAUGGAUCUGGUCGUCAGAGUCCUGAAGAUGCCGCGGAGAAGAGAGUUUCUAUGGUAUGA
Recurvomyces mirabilis is the source of this 1749-nucleotide messenger RNA. RefSeq lists its product as uncharacterized. Bases 1 to 1749 code for a protein of 582 amino acids. The record is from RefSeq and is a predicted model, not a curated record. Gene Ontology annotation, biological process: transmembrane transport. Gene Ontology annotation, molecular function: transmembrane transporter activity. The transcript is spliced from 2 exons. Gene Ontology annotation, cellular component: plasma membrane. Lineage: Eukaryota; Fungi; Ascomycota; Dothideomycetes; Mycosphaerellales; Teratosphaeriaceae.